Messenger RNA from Epithele typhae, 534 nucleotides. RefSeq lists its product as uncharacterized. Bases 1 to 534 code for a protein of 177 amino acids. The transcript has 2 exons. NCBI's taxonomy places the organism in Eukaryota, Fungi, Basidiomycota, Agaricomycetes, Polyporales, Epitheliaceae. The record is from RefSeq and is a predicted model, not a curated record.
AUGCCCACUGCUCGUGCCUUGAGCUCAGCGCUGAAGCGCUUCAGCAGGCCAUCGGCCGGUCCGGAGGCGAAGGCUCUCGUCAGCGGCCUGCUCAAGCAGCACGGCCCUCUCUCCAACAGAGAGAUGUGGCACCUCGUCUCGAAGACAUCGCCAGAGACCUCUACGGGGGAUAAUACGUCCAUACCCUCUAUGAGGUACCUGAAGCACAUCGUGCUCGAACAGAUGGGACAGUCUGGCGAGCUCGUCAAACGCGUCAUCAACAGGGAGGUGCCUCUGGAGUCCAACACACACGCUACCUCUGUCUCGCCUGUUAAGACAUGGCGUUGGGACUUCAUGGAGGCUCCUACUCAGUCAAAAACGAAACCCGUAGAGAAGGCACCAUACGGCGCGGAAGUCGGCGUAGGCGAGGACUUCUCACAUCUCAACAAAAGGAGACAGCGGUCCCGGGUGAGGCACGUUACUCGCGACGUCUCGUGGAUGAAGGAGCUUGAUGAGGUUCGUCGGAUCGCUGCGGAGAGGGAUGCGAACGUUUGA